Molecule: messenger RNA, 2175 nt
Organism: Sparassis crispa
Lineage: Eukaryota; Fungi; Basidiomycota; Agaricomycetes; Polyporales; Sparassidaceae
Exons: 13
Coding region: 1-2175 (724 amino acids)
Biological process (GO): regulation of DNA-templated transcription; DNA-templated transcription
Cellular component (GO): nucleus
Molecular function (GO): DNA binding; zinc ion binding; DNA-binding transcription factor activity, RNA polymerase II-specific
Source: RefSeq, a predicted model, not a curated record
AUGCCGAAAUCUGCUAGUACUUCCAAUCGGUCUGCUUUAAGGAGAAACCAGGCUUGUCUUUCAUGUCGGAGAAGGAAGCUCAAAUGUGACGCAGCACGCCCGCACUGCAGCACUUGCGUGAAGCAAUGGCAGGCUCUAAUCAGUGUUCCACCGCCGGUUGGCUACGCGCAUCCCACCGAGCCACAAUGCUCAUAUGAUCCUAUCGAUGGGUUGCCGAUGACUCCCAACGUUGAUCCUAUGGACCGGAUACGACAGCUUGAAGACCAAAUAUCGCAGCUGAAACACCAACUGAAUGAGGCGAGGGGUGUCAUCUCUCGACCGCCAUCUCCUCGACAGUCCUUGCAAAAUAGUUGUCCGCAAUCGACUGCGGUGCGGUCGCCAACCGGAAGUUCUGACGGCACUUCUAAUUUAACCAAUACCCCUCAGGGCAAUGCAAAUGGAUUCACGGACAGUCCUGACUCACAACGGCGGGACUCGACAGGAAGCCCGGAUACGCGGCAUUCUGGCGGUAGUCGAGCAGAUACUCGCACGGAGAUGCUCGCUGCCGGUUGGGAUCCAGACCUUCCUCAUCCUGACACCUUGAUACAUCUCAUAGAUAUAUUCUUCAGAUGUGAUCCUUGCGGUUCCCGUAUGUUGCAUCGUCCUUCGUUACUUGCAUCCAUGCAUUUGCAUCCCAACGACCCAAAUUUUCCUCAUCCAGCGGUGCUGCAUGCCAUAUGCGCAUCAGCCUCACGCUGGACUUCCUACGAUAUCAACCCGAUGCCGGAUGGAACGCGCCGCGACACAUUUGCGGAGCAUCAUGUGAGCAAGACGCGAGCGUACAUUGACAGGACAAUGGCGACAGGCCGGGACAUUUUCCCCGUCGUGCAGGCCUGCAUCUUACUCUCUUGGUAUUUCUAUCAAGAGGGUCGUUGGGUGGAAGUAUGGAUAUUUGCGGGGUUUCAAGCGAGGGUCGCGGUGCCACUCCGACUCAAUUAUCCGGGCACUUUCUCUAUGAAUGGAUCGAAUACAGGUGCCUACCUUGAUCCUCCAAAAGAUUUCAAGGAAUUAGAGUUGCGCCGAAGAACUUGGUGGAUGACUGUAAUAUUCGAUCGUAUUGUGUCUGUUGGAGGAUGGCUUCAUGCUGUAGAUGAGAGGGACAUCGGGACAGAAUUCCCAUUGCGUUCUAUUGACUUUGAAACAGGGUCAGGGAUACCCGACAAUCCGCAACAUUUGGGUACAAAAGACGUCUUCAUUCGACAUAUACCUGAAUACACUGAUUCGUGCAUACUCUUCCUCAAGUCUGUCAUGUUGUUUGGCCGCGUAACAGACUACAAUACCAGGAGCAACCUUCGUGCAUCUGCACCGCCUAGCAUAAAUCAAAAUCCCUUCAAUUUGAUUGGCUUCGAGCAACUUGACAGGCUUGUCGCUCUUGAAUUCCUUGAGAGUUUUCCAUCAGGCUAUCGGCAGUUUGACAUUAGCCCGGAUGGGAGUGGCCUCGACACGGACCUCUACAUGGCCCAUGUUGUACCUUACGCGGCAACCAUCACUCUCCACAAUUCUUACAUUGACUUUCACAAUACCCAGAGCGUAUCAGCUGCACGUUGCGUCAACGCCACACGAUUCAUACUGUCGGCGUACUUCAGACUUUCGGAGACCUCGCUAGAUAUUACGCGUUUACAUCCGUUUAUAACGAUCUGCUGGUAUCUGGCGGCUGUCGUUCAGAUCCAGCUGUGCAAGUACUUCAUCGAAAUCGGGGACACUGCGGGAGAAACUAUGGCCUGGGGGAAUAUCAAUGCGCUCCGGUUUGCCAUGAUAACAUACGGCAGUCGCUCGCCCAUCGGUAUCCGUCAGGAGAAGUUACUCCAAGGCCUGAUGACCGAAAUCGUUCGGAUGACAUCGCAGAUGCAUCCCUUGCAGGUGGCAGUGCCUCUAUAUCCGUUUUCUCAUGCAGGGGUUUUCCCUAGGGAUGCUCAGAUAGUGGAGCUCACGGGUGCUCCUUUGCCUGGCAACCAACCGUUCGACGAAAUGUCGCCUACAUCGACGAUGCCAGCAGGUAUGAUGAAUUUGUCUACCUCGAAUCCUAUGGUAUCCAGCUGGGCUCGUCACACCUCAAACUCGCCGCCGUCCAUGCCUACUGCACAUGUGCAGGGCCAUGUUCCAGGUAUUCCGCCGGCUUACGCCACGCGACAUUAG